Dromiciops gliroides (monito del monte) is the source of this 7236-nucleotide messenger RNA. RefSeq names its product SH2 domain containing adaptor protein B (gene SHB). The transcript is spliced from 6 exons. The record is from RefSeq and is a predicted model, not a curated record. Lineage: Eukaryota; Metazoa; Chordata; Mammalia; Microbiotheria; Microbiotheriidae. The coding region runs from base 465 to 2057 and encodes 530 amino acids. Gene Ontology annotation, molecular function: phosphotyrosine residue binding.
UCCCUCCCUCCCUCUGCGCUAGUGCGGACACCCCGGAGGGGCAGCGGCUGCCUGGCCCUCUCGCCCAGGGCUUCAGCCUUUACGCGUGAACGGAACCAGUUGGACCCGCGGAGCCUGAGCCGAGGGGGGAGGCGGCGUCUCUGCUGAGCGCCCAGCGAGCGGCUGCGGCAAGAACUUGAACUUGACGCUGAGCCUUUUCUAAGGGGUCUCGGCCGGGACUCGAGGACCCUCGGCGAGUUAGCCGGGAGCGGGUUAGGCUGCGGCUGCUUGCUUUUCUCGCCGCUGACGCCGCCUUUCCAAGGAGCCGAGCUGCCUGCCUGUCUCGCGGGGAAGAGGGCUUUGUGGUGGCCGCCUACGUCCCCAGCAGCCUCCGGAUGGCAGCUGCCGGUCCGGCCGGGGCUCCCCUGCUGCUGCUCCUCGAGCCGUAGGGGGGUCGGCUCCGGGGCAGUCCAGGCGGUGGCACCAUGGCUAAGUGGCUGAACAAGUACUUCAGUUUAGGGAAUAACAAAACUAAGAGCCCCCCGCAGCCUCCCCGGCCGGACUACCGCGAGCGCGGGCGCGGGGGCAGCGGCGGCGGCAGCAGCCGGGGGGCGGCAGCGGGGGCAGGUGGCGGCAGCGAGCGGCGACAGCAACAGCAGCAGCCCCCGGCGGCCUCCUGCUCGUCCUCCUCGUCCUGCUUUUCAUCUUCAUUCCGGGACGACAGCGGCAGCACCAGCGACCUGAUCCGCGCCUACCGAGCCCAGAAGGAACGCGACUUCGAGGACCCCUACAACGGCCCCGGCUCGUCGCUGCGCAAGCUGCGGGCCAUGUGCCGCCUGGACUACUGCGGGGGCCAGGACGGCGGCGGGGACAGGACCUUCUCCUCCGCCUCCUCGUCCGCCGGCUGCUGCUGCACCUCUGGCGGCGGAGGGGGAGCCGCCGCCUCCUCCUCGUCUUCCUCCUCCCCGCACCUCUUCCGCAGCAACAGCGAGCGGCGGCCGGCCACGCCGCCCGAGGUCAAAUACAUCUCCCCCAAGCACCGGCUCAUCAAGAUCGACAGUGGCUGCGGCAGUGGUGGUGGCGGCGGCGGCGGCGGAGGAGGAGGAGGAGACCCCGGGGGAGGCGGCAGCAAGAGUAGCAGCAGCAGCGGCAGCAGCAGCGUCCGAACCUGGAGUCCGUCCGCCUGCGGCGGCAGCAGCAGCAAGAAACUGCUCAACAGGUGCCCGGAGGAGAGUGGCGCCGCCGGAGGCAGCAAGAAAGACAAGGUUAUCAUUGCAGAUGAUUACUCAGAUCCUUUUGAUGCCAAGAGUGAGCUGAAGAAUAAAGCAGGAAAGGGGGAAAGCACUGGCUACAUGGAGCCCUAUGAAGCUCAGAGGAUCAUGACAGAAUUUCAGAGGCAAGAAAGUGUGAAAUCCCAGAAUAAAGGCGUCCAGUUAUAUGACACCCCUUAUGAGCCAGAAGGCAAUGGUGUGGAUUCAGAUUCUGAAAGCUUGGUCAGCCAGCGUUUACGAGAAAGCAAGUUGCCCCAAGAUGACGACAGGCCUGCGGAUGAGUACGAUCAGCCUUGGGAGUGGAACAAAGUCACGAUUCCAGCUUUGGCAGCUCAGUUCAAUGGUAAUGAGAAAAGGCAGUCUUCCCCCUCCCCUUCCAGAGACAGGCGUCGACAGCUCCGAGCCCCCGGCGGAGGCUUCAAACCCAUCAAACAUGGAAGCCCAGAGUUCUGUGGGAUAUUGGGAGAAAGAGUGGAUCCUACUGUCCCCCUGGAAAAGCAAAUAUGGUAUCAUGGAGCAAUCAGCAGAACAGAUGCCGAAAAUCUCCUCCGGUUGUGUAAAGAGUGUAGCUACCUUGUAAGAAAUAGCCAGACAAGCAAGCACGACUAUUCUCUGUCACUGAAGAGCAACCAGGGCUUCAUGCACAUGAAACUGACAAAAGCCAAAGAGAAAUAUAUCCUGGGUCAGAACAGCCCUCCAUUUGACAGCGUCCCGGAAGUCAUCCACUACUACACAACCAAAAAACUGCCCAUCAAAGGAGCAGAACACUUGUCCCUGCUCUACCCUGUGGCUGUCCGAACCCUAUGAGAGGAGGGACCCACUCACCUCUCCCCUCGGAUGGGAGGGAGGCCGUGGAGAAACAUGGAAGCAAGGCCUCCUCACCGUGCAUAGAGCAGAGCUCCGGACUGAGAGAGGAAACACAAAGUUACUGCUUUUCCCCAUGGGUGGACUGACUGUCUGUUCAGAUCAUUAGAGUGGUACUUCGGCACUGCUGCAUGUCUUUAGAACUAUGUUUCUAUUUAAGGGGAUGGAGGAACCAUAUUUAAAUGUGAUCACAAAUAACCCACCCCCACCCCCACAUCAUUUAUUUCCUGUGAAUUAAAAUAUUUUCAAAUCCAAAGAUACGCCUUCCAGGGUAAACAGAGCAAAGCAGCUUAUAGCAAACAAACAGUGAGCUCCAAGGAUUGUCAUUUCUUUGUUCUCCUGCUGUCAUGAACUCACACCUGCAUAUGGUAAAAACAGUAAUAAUAAUGAUAAUUCUCCACUGGUGCUAUACUGUCCCCUAUGAGAACAGACAGAGGCUAGGCCUUUCAGGACUCAUUCCCCACAGGAAUCUUCAGAACCCUCCCUCAUGUAUGUGUGUGUGUGUGUGUGUGUGUGUGUGUGUGUGUGUGUGUGCUUGAGUUUACGUAUGGGUGCAGGGCUAUCUAUAUGUGUGCUUUCACACAUGGUUGGUUAGACUAAUCCAGCAAAGAAGUUCUUUUUCUCCCCUUGAUGUGAUUAGGAGACCUUUCUCAAUGAAAUCAUUUUGCAGUAGCAGAAAGAGUUCAAUUAUUUAUGACUAGGGUAUGUAAAUAAAAUAGUGGUUUAAUAUAUAUAUAUAUUAUAUAUAUAUUUUUAAUCUUUUUUUUUCCUUUGGUACAACAAUAAAUCUCUAAGGGUGUAUCUGUUCACUCACAAGUUUCAUUCAGAAGCCAAGUCAGAUCCUAUGGCUUCUACCUUAUGGUAGUUAGUGCUUUGUGGCCAAUGUUUCAUUAACAGGACUAAGUUAUUUCAAUGAGGGUAGAAGGGAGGGCGGUGGGGGGCAGGCUUGGGUUACAGGCCUUCAGAAGGCUAUCACUGUUUAUCUCAUCUCAUUUUCACAAAUAGUGCAUGAAUGAAUAUCACUAAAAUAGCCGGCUCACAAUACUCAAUAUCCUUUUUGCCUCAGGGAUAGAAAUGCAUUCUAGAAAUGGUGUUUCCAUUUCUCUAAGUCAAAAUGAAUCUUAAGUAGACAAUGUGUAGCUAACAGCAAAUCUGGCCUUUCAGAGGGCAAAGGUGGGAAGGAUAACCUUACAUAAAGAAGUGAUACUCCACCCCACCCCACCCCCAGUUUAGAAAUACCUAAAGGCCAAAACUCUAGCUUAUCCUUAGAGCUAAAUACACCAUGAAGGCCUGGAUAGGUCUUGCUAUCAUCUAGUUGCUUGGAAGAAAAAAUAAUUAACAAAGUUGUGUUGCUUCAGAAAUACAAUCUGAACCCUCCUCCCUGAUUUCCCAAUAAUACCCGGUACACUGGGAGCGUGCCAAAUGUGAUAAACGACAGAACCGUGAUCACACAUGCCUGUUCAGAGAGCUCACUGAUACUGCCUCCAGUCUGCCCACUAACCUGUCUAAUACUAUGCUUCUCCAGUUGUAAUUGAGGAGAGCAAGAUUGUAUAACUUGUACAGAUCAUGAGAAAACUAUGAAAAUGCCUGCUAUUUAAUUCUUUCUUUCACACUAUUUCCCAUUCAUUCACCAACCAGACAUUGGUUUAGCACUGAAUGAAGAAGAAAAAAAAAAUGUUUUUGAAUAAUCAUUUGUUCUGAAGCCUUGAUGGGAAAGCAAAAAGUGGGGAAAUGAGCAUUAGGUGCCAAGCUAAUGUUUUCUUUCUGCUUCCCGACUAUAAAACCUUUGAUUCACUGACUUGGAUUUGGUCUAGGUAGCUCCAACCUAGUGAGAACAGACUUUAAGACCCAUCCACAAAAACCUAGGCCAGAAAUCAGAUUACCCUUUUAGGUGAUGUAGUUGUGCCUAAAUGUUCCUACUUAGAGCUGUGGAAGCAAGCUGUUACCUUACCUCUGGAAGAACUGGUUGGUGAUUGUUUCUAUCAACCCACAAACUCUCUCUCCAAAAGAAGUGCUUUCUUGAUGUAGAUGGCAGCCCGCCUUCACUUUCCGCAUCCAUCACCAAAAGGGUCAUUUCUAAAAAUGUUUUUCUCCACCUGCUAAAGAGAUUCUGUCCCCAAGAAAGCACUUCUGACAAAACCUGGGAUGUCUGAUUCAGCUGGUGCGCUUUAAUAGCAGUCUUGGUUAGGUUUCCAAAGGAAAGAGUCCCAUUUUGUAUUAUCAGAUACAUUCCAUGAAACCAGAUUGCCUGGUGUAAUAAUUUGUGUUUGCCUGCCCUUUUUUAUGACAUGCAAGUAAAUUGAAUCUAUACUUUGUAUGGGAAUGCCAUACCAGGAUAGCAUGACAAGAGAACUUGUUAGUGAUGUCAUCUUUUCCUUCUCUUAUCAGGGGAUGGAAAGAUUACUUCCUGCAGGAUUAGCCGUUCUUAAAUAUGCAAGUCUGGAGUUGUACAAAUGUCUACGGCAGCUUUGCAGUCCACCUGAUUACAUCUCCACAAACCAAAUUAGUUUCCUAAACCAGAGGGUCAUAUCUUCUCUUUGGAUAGUAUUAAUAAUGGGGGUUGUUUUUUAAAUGAAAAUUUUUCUUAAGAAAAUAGUCCACUCCCUAUGCACAGCCGAAAUAAACACAGGAGUUUGUUUGCACUGACUUUGUCUUUGCUUAUUGAUAUGAUCAUAAGCCACAGCGGCUCACCAGUCAUCAUUAUCAAGUUUACCCAAGACUCUUAAUCCAUUCCCCUUGGUGAGGGCCUAGAGAGGGGAACAGGUUGAAGAAACAAUGUGUUAUCACAGUUUACUCCCCAUUACCAGUUUUUGCUUGUGUGUUUUUUUGGUGACCCUCUCCCUCGAAUUGUGACUGCUUCCUGUCUGUCAGCCUGUAUUGAUAUUUUCUUAAACAUCUACCACUUGAAGCUAUUUUUCUCUUUCAGGACUACUCACAUGUAGAUUACUUUGGCUUUUUUGUUUGUUUGCUUGUUAGUUCCAAGCCUAGCAUGUCAGCAGCAAGUAGUGAAAAUAAUAAUUAAGUUCUGUUUCAUUUAAGGAGAAAAAGGCCUGUCAGAGCAUCUCAGUGCUUCUCGUUAUUUUAUCUUUAGGGGAAGAGAAGAAACCCUUUUAAGUUGUUGCAUGUCAUGUGAAAACAGAAUAUAGAUAUGUAACAGUGCUGGUCUUGGAAUCAAGAAGACCCGGGUUCAAAUCCUACCUUUCACAUUUAUUAACUAUGUAAUUGAGUAGAAAGUCAGUUAAAGUGAAGCUCUGAGCUUCAGUUUCUUCAUCCUUAAAAUGAAGGGACUGGUGUCCCUUUCAGCUCUAAAUCUAUGAUUUCAUAGCAUCUCCAGCCACAAAACUUCUUAUGACACUGUCCCAGUAUCACUUACAUAUUCAGCUACUUGGUAAAUAUAAAGCUAUCAUUUGGAAUGCCUUUUUUUUUUUUCGUUUAGUAGUUCAGAGUGAAUGCCCAAAAAACCUACACGCCUUCUAAAGUAGAAAAGGAGGGUUUAAGAGGGAAAGAAAUCUCUGAUCUGUGGAUCCCUAUUCCCCCUGAGUAAUUCAAAGACUUGGGUAUGAACAAAGGAAAAUCUUGACUAACAAAGGGAUCCUCCACCAAACUGCCCUUCGCAAAAAUUUGUUUCAUUCUGUUUUGAGAGGGGCGAAUGGGUUAUAGUCUGUGAUUUUGUUGAUGUAGGGACCUGCUAGGCAAAUCUAACACUUUCCAAAGUUCACUCAAUUGUCAAUAGGGCUGAAAUCAAGUGAUCUGCCCCUAUGUGGCAGAGAUAGGACCUAUGUCUUUCUGAUUCAAGGAAUGAUUGACAGAUACAAGGACUGAUUGGUAGAUACAACCCUGUCUCCCUCUUUGGUCUUUUUUUUUUGGGGGGGGGGGGGUUUAGUGAGGCAAUUGGGGUUAAGUGACUUGCCCAGGGCCACACAGCUAGUAAGUGUUAAGUGUCUGAGGCCGGAUUUGAACUCAGGUACUCCUGACUCCAGGGCCGGUGCUCUAUCCACUGCGCCGUCUAGCUGCCCCCUUUUUUUUUUUUCUUUAAAGUCCAGUUUCUGAAAUUGCCCAGAGCUGCUCCUAUAAACCUUGAUGGGACCAGGGCUCUCCCUCAGUUUCUCAUCAUUGCUUGAAGCAUUGCAUUUCUUCAUCCUAAAAGACUAUCCUCUCCUCCCACAUCACCUUAGUUUAAUACUUUGAGGAACUUUGUGAUGUUAAAAUACUGACAGAGCAGGAGAAUAGAGUCAUUAUUUUAGGAAGAGGCCAAGAAGGAUUAACAGGUGAAGUUAUUUCACUAAAAGAGGUUCACCAUCAGUUGCAAAAUGAAAUGACACUAGCUUUUUUGAGGGUCAGAACUCCAAUUCUGUUAAUUGCUUUUACAGGUAUCCUGAGAGCAAAAGUCAUUCAUGGCUCUAUGGGAAGUGAAUCCAUUUGACUUACUCAGGCCCCUGGUAGACAGGUUUACCGUUUGGCUCACCUUUGUUAAUUUCACGGUAUCCUUUCUUGGCACUCUGAGCAGAACACCCACAGAUAUGCAGGACCAACGGUUGUACCAAUAACCUCAUCCCUUCUUCAUAGAUGAACCCAUAGAAGGUACAUUGCAAGGGUCAUCAGGGAACUUUGUCUCACUUUUCAUGCUCUAUUUAUCCUGUGAAAUUCAUGGAGGAUUUAGUCUCUGGGGCAUCAAGCCAUGACAACUGUUAGGUAGACACAGCACAUUGGAUGGUUGGAAUAUAACCUUUUCAUCCUUCAAAGUUAGUUCACCAAACAGCAACAGAGAAGGCAAAGUAGGGGUUUUGUGCAAAAAGAACCAACUCCAUGCAUGACGUUAUUAUAUAAUGGUGCCUUCAAGACCUCAGCACUGAUGAAAUCUCCCAGGUAGAUAAGGGGGUGGUUCACCUCUAAUCUCAUGAAUGCUGUUCUCCCUGUGGUUCUUUCCGUGUGGAAUAUGUGCCAAUUAUACUCAGCUGUUUUGUGUGUCACCUGUCACUCAUCAGUCACUGCUGUAAGUUGUGUAUUGGUUAAUCUACCAUUUUAAAAGUUUCAUGGAAACUUUGAAUGCAAAUUGUGAGUGUUUUCAUUCUGUGUAAUAAGAUGUAUAAAGAUGUAUAUUUAAUGUGAAACUUUUAAUAUA